Molecule: messenger RNA, 1596 nt
Organism: Australozyma saopauloensis
Lineage: Eukaryota; Fungi; Ascomycota; Pichiomycetes; Serinales; Metschnikowiaceae
Gene: HEM14
Product: oxygen-dependent protoporphyrinogen oxidase
Exons: 1
Coding region: 1-1596 (531 amino acids)
Biological process (GO): porphyrin-containing compound biosynthetic process
Molecular function (GO): protoporphyrinogen oxidase activity, oxygen as acceptor
Source: RefSeq, a predicted model, not a curated record
AUGUCGCUCGUUCCAAAAAAUGGAAAAGUGGCCGUUGUUGGUGCUGGUAUCUCCGGGCUCUGUUACAGUUACUUCUUGCGCAAACUCCGACCUGAUGUACAUGUUCUGAUCUUCGAAAGCGCUCUGGAGCCUGGAGGAUGGAUUAAAACACUCCAAUUGCAAGAUAAGCAAGAUGUUGUUCGUUUGGAGAAGGGACCCCGUACUUUGAGGGGAGUGAGUGAUGGUACGCUUCUCAUUGUGGAUAUAAUGAGACAAUUGCAGCUUGAGAAAGAGGUGGAAGUAAUGAAGGCUUCGUCAAAUGCAAAUAGGAAGUGGUUGCUAGAUGGGUCCAACAAAUUGGUCCAGGUGCCUAAUUCGAUUCCCCUGUUCUUGAAGUUUCUCGCGAGCGAUGUGACUGAUGGAGCGGUGACAGGUACCAUUACAGAGCCAUUUAGAAAACCUUCGAAGGAAGGUGGUGACGAGUCCAUCGAAUCAUUUAUUCUGAGAAGAUUUGGCUCUCCUCAAAUGGCCAACAAUAUCAUAAGUGCUAUUAUGCAUGGAAUUUAUAGUGGUGACGUAGCUAAGCUAAGUGUCAACACAACAUUGCCAGCUUUAGCCGAGCUCGAAAAAACCCAUGGCCUGGUUGUCAAAGCAGGUUUAUCAAAAAUGUUCGGUAAGAAAGUUCCAAAAGUAUUGAAUCCGGUGUUGCGUGAGUAUGAGGAAUGGGUUUCUCCGGGUGCUAAUCUUGAACAAAUGUCUGCGGACCUAAAGAAAUUCCCAAUCUUGAGACUUCGUAGUGGUCUACAGACAUUUCCAAAGGCUUUAGCCGAAUAUCUCAGUCAUGAUACUGGAGUCACAUUACAUUUCAACACUAAAGUUACAGCCGUUGAUCUUAAGAACUGCGCCUUAGAUCAUACUGGUGAUGGAUCCAGAGCGCAGUUUGACCACAUAAGAUUCAAUGCCGGAUUCAAAACACUACAAAGUAUCACAAAUGUUGCAGACGAAACAGCUAUGAAAGGAUUCCAAGAUGUUGAGUAUUCCACGAUCUUCCUUGCGAACAUUUACACGAAACUGAAAAAGUUGAUUCCAAAAGAACUUGAAGGCUUUGGAUUCUUGGUCCCAAAGAAAAACAAAAACCCCGAAGGUCUUUUAGGCGUUAUUUACGACUCUUGUACAGAGACAGAUGGCCAGAAUUUCUUCGACGAAAGCUCCAAGCCCGCAGAAUCAUAUACAAAGCUUACUCUCAUGAUGGGCGGUCAUUUCUACAAUGAGCGGGGAAUUCCCUCUACGAGCGGAAGCUUGAGAGCAGCCAAGUCAGUGUUGGAGAACAUUCUAGGUUUUGACACCAGCAAGUUCAAUAUAAUUCUACGUGACGAGGCUAACACGGAAGACAAGACUAUUUCAUUGAAUGAUGAUGAUCUUCUCAUCUCGUACAACCUCCACAGAGACUGUAUACCUCUCUACAAUGUGGGUUUCUCUGAAAACGUCUCUAGUGUCGUUAAUUGGGUUGGUAUGGAAUCACACGGGAAAGUCACUUUGGGCGGACCAAACAUGGGCAAGCUAGGAAUCCCUGACUGCGUUGUCAACGAAUUCGAAGCUGCCUUUAGAGCUAAAUAA